This is a messenger RNA of Neoarthrinium moseri, 1443 nucleotides long. RefSeq lists its product as uncharacterized. The record is from RefSeq and is a predicted model, not a curated record. The transcript is spliced from 3 exons. Lineage: Eukaryota; Fungi; Ascomycota; Sordariomycetes; Amphisphaeriales; Apiosporaceae. Bases 1 to 1443 code for a protein of 480 amino acids.
AUGCCUUUUCGUCCUAAAUGUUCGAAGGACUGGGAAGAUCGACGUGAAAUCAUCGAGCAGCUCUACUGGCAAGAUGACAAGGAGCUGCCAGAAGUCAUGGACCUCAUGAAGGCGAUCCACGGUUUCCAAGCCAGCAAGAAGCAGUACAAAACCAAGUUUCGCCAAUGGAAUAUUCGAAAGAAUAUUAGUAGCCAAAAGAAGAAUGCAAUGUUAAGCAUUCAGGAAAGGAGAAGAUUGGUGACGAACAAAGAGACCAAAUUCCUGUACCACGGUCGUCUUGUCGCUCAGUACAAGCUCGACAGGUUCGAGAAGAGCGCAAGCUGUACAAAUCAGACAGGGGAAGUUGACGACAAGGCUGGUGUCCAAACACCUUCGGAUGUUGAAUACAGAACGCCUUCACCGGCAGUAGCGCCGGGCCCUACGGGUCCACCCACAGAUGACUAUGCGGAGGGCUCGAUUGGUCCAGGAGAUGACCUGGAGAUCAAUUUGGCCACGAUCUUGAUGAAUCAAACAUUUCCGUUCUCGAUAAACGAUGAGUCCCAUUUUGCGAACACAGACACCACAGCCAACGGCGCAGUCGGGGAUGUACAAACCAGUACUACGAACUGGUACGCCAGACAAAGAGGCCCCUGGGACAGCUUGUUCUUGGACUCUGACCACGAUUACUACCACCAUGAACAAGUAGAUUAUGAUCACACCCAGUGGGGAAACAUGCCAACCUUGCUAGAUUCGAAUUACGCAGUACGGCCAGCAUCGACCAUAGACCCUUCGGUCUUGAGCUCUGAACAUGCUAUGAACUUAUUCCCCAGCGACGGGUUGUCAAGUUUCAAUCACGUAUUUGACACCAAAUUGGAGCUCGAGACAUCAUCUAGACAAGAAAAUAUCUUGCAUGAAGUUGACAAUACUACUAGUCGAUCAUUGUCAACUCCACUUCAGGAAUCUACUGCGGUCGCUGAUCUGUCUAUUCCAUCACAAGAAAAGAGUAAGGCGGAUGGCUCCGACUCUGACAAAGCAGAAAACAAGAAGAACACUACGAUAUCUGCCCUAGAGCAAACGGCCUCGUCCACGUCUCAAAACUCCAGACAAUUAAUUAUUGCAGACACCACGGAGUCUAGAGAGAGGAGGUGGGAAUGUAACCGACGAGCGCAGAAAGCAUUCCGUAAGAAGGUACGCGAGCAGAAGGAGCAUGCCGAACGUGAGCGCCAGAACCAGCAGCAUGCUGGGAACAGCUAUUCCAUCCCUGGGUCGACAGAGCCUUGGGCUGCAGAUGAAACGUGCGGUCUGCCGUGGGGCUCCAUAAGUAUACGGCACGUGAUGACGCGAGGCCAUGAGAGCGAGAGUAGGAAAGGUGGUAGCGGGGACGACUGGAGCGAUGGCAGCCAGGAGACGGUCACGGGGAGCAUGCUUGAAGGUCUAACAUCAAUGGCUGUUCAAGAUGAUUGA